AUUGUGAGGCAGGGCGGACUCUGUGAGUAAGUGGAGUGGAAUGUCUCUCCUGCUGACUUUCUGUAGCCUGUAAAAGCUUCUGCAGAGCAGGAAGACAGAAGGACAGAUGCAGGGACACUACCCAGUAUCAUCAUGUCGGCCAGCAGUGCACAGCAGACAGUGGAGAAGAAAGAAUCAGUGAAAGAUGUUAAACCUAUGAAACCUCCCAUUAAACCAAAGCCAUUUGUGCCACCAAAGCCAAAGCAAGCUUUUAUCUCUACAAACUCCGAUAUUAAAAGUCCCUCCCUGUCUUCAAACUCUGGAGGACCAUGUUCCCCAUCAUUCGACAUCCCCUCAGCAUUUAAGAUUAGCCAGCUUACCGGACCGCAACCAUAUGGGGCCAGGAGGACGUCCUUGAGAAGAUGGUCAUCCUCGGUAGGAGAAGAAGUGCCUCCGGAAGCGAAACAUUGUUAUCACCAGUGGAAAAUGCUGUGCCAGAAUUGUCCACCAAAGUCACAACCCAAUCUUAGCUCCUGUAAAACUUUUGCAAACUGGAUCAGUUUGGAAAGGGAAAAGUCCUUUUAGUUAACAACACGAGCUGGGGGGAGCAGAGAUCUCAAGUAAAAGAUUUUCAUGAGAGCGAGUCAUUUUCCCUGAAACACAGCUUUAGCUCAGCCUCUAAAGAUGCAGAUUUAAAAGAAAAGGAAACAGUUCUGGAAGGGAAUAUGGUGAUAAACUCAGGCAGCCAUUCCAGAUCCAAGUCUGAAGUGGAUCAUGAAGGAGUUAAUACAAAUGUCAUAGACCUAAAACAAAGCUUGUCAAGAGCCUCAGAAGAGGUGGAGAAAACAGUAUUUGGAGCUACGUCUUCUGGGAAAUUUCAAAAAUUGGAGAUACCAGCUAAAGAUGAUGAAGUGAAAGAAUCCUCUUCUCAAUUAUCUGGUUCUCCACAAACUGACCUUUGUUUUGGAACUACUAAGCAGUCUACUCAGUAUGAAGAUAAUAAGCAAGACUCCAAAACAGAGAGCUUUAGUUAUAAAAGUGAUCAAAAGACUACAGAGAACAUUGAUGUAGCUUCUAUACAAGUGAACAAUGCAUCUUUAAGGACUAAAGAUUAUGGAGAGCCUCAGCUGAUUUCACUUGUGCCCACAACAAUGCCAAAAGCAGACAUUCUUUUCACAGAGAAUACAAAAAAUUCACAAAUAAUAGAGAAGAGUCCUUUAUCUGACACAUCCAGCUCAACAGUAUAUAGGUACCACAAAGACAUAAUCAAGGAUAUACCAGAAUUAAGAACAGUAAUGAUAGAGGAGCAGGAAGCUGACUCUGGAUAUCUGGAGGCCCCACUGACUGAAAUCAUGGAUACGAACCAAAACACAGAGCAAAGCAGUCCGGGUAAGCUUGAACAGGUUGAAAAGCAUGAUAUUUCUUCAGUGACCCAAAUAAUUGACAAACCAGUGACAGAGACUAAAAUGUAUACAAAUAUUCCCCAUGAAGAUAAGGAAAGCACUGUUUCCAUGGAACACAGCAUACUAAGUACAGCCGAGCACUAUAAUUUGCAUGAAGGAAAACUCCAGGUGGCCAGUGACAACAAUAACACACCAUAUUCUGAUCAAGGAGACAAGAAGAUUGUUGCUCGAACAGACAUGCAAUCCCCUAUUUGUACAGUGAGGCCAAAUGAUUUUUUUUCAGAUAAGUCGGAAAAGACCAGCACACAUAUACAUGAAUGUAACAUAGAGAAAGAACAGGAUCAGCUCAAAAACAGAAUACAUGAAUAUGAUGAUACAACGCAGACUGGAGAAUAUGUACCCCAUCAAACAUCAGAUGGUUUUGAGAAACAAACAGAAUAUCCUUCAGAAUACAGGCUUUCAAAAGUGCAUCCUGCAGCGAUCACCGCAGGUAAUUAUCAUAGAUCGAAUUUUGGGAACAAUGCCAGAUCCACCCAUGAAUCUGAGACACCCUCUGCACCAGAGCUGCCUAGACAUGCAGACAAUGAGGCAUCAACAAACCUGUAUGUGGGAUCACAAAUACUAGAAAAUUACAGUCUGGUUCCAGGGGAAGUUUAUUCUCAUCCAGUUGAUGAAUCAGAUAAGUCAUUACACAGCUAUAUGGAAAGGGAAACUCAGUCAAGCAAGCCACAUGAAGAGCUGAGUCAGUCGGAAAACUAUGAAUCUAGUAGGCCAGAAUCUAACUAUGAUGAGUCACAGUACAGAUAUUCUGAAGCUACAUCUCAGGAUCCAGCUGAUAGAGUCACAAAGCCAGAAAACUUACAAUCAGACAGGCUUGUGUAUACCACUGCUCAGUCACCAGUACUAAAGGAAUGUGAGGUUCACUUAGAUAAGAUAGAGCACAGAUAUGAUGAGUCAAAUAAGCUACAGUACAUCCACAGUCAAUCACAGGAGCAGGAGUGCAAUCAUUGUCACAAGGUGGAACUAGAUGACAAGCAAUCAGAAGUGCCUGUCCAUACAUAUGAACAGUCUGAAGUGCCAGAAUAUAUAUAUCAACAUUUGGAAAAGUCAGUCUACAAGUUUGAAAUGCCAGACAAGCCAAGUGUCAUGUAUGAACAGUUGGAGGAGCCAGUUGAAUUCUCUAAGGAACCAGUAUAUACAUAUGAUAAACAGUCACAAGAGCGAGUUAGCACAUAUAAACAGUCACAAGGGUCAGGUCUCAAAUCUGAAGAGACAGAAGAAUUAGGUUACAGACCUCAAAAAGUAGAACAUUCAAUCCAUAAACAUGAUUUAUUAGAAGAACCAUCUCAUAAAUGUGAAAAGUCAGAAGAGACAGUUCACAGGGAUGACCUAUCACAAGACUUUGUUCAUAAACAUAAACAGUCAGACAACCCAGCUGGCAGAUAUGAGCAAACAGAAGAAUUAGCUCUUCAACAACCUAAGACAGUAGUCCACAAUAAUCAUCAAUCUGGGGAGCCAGAAGAGGCAGAAGAAGCAGUCCAGAAAUAUGGGCACUUAAAGGAUCCACUUAAUAAUAAAUACGAGCCUUCAGAAGAGUCAGAACAUAAAUAUGAACAAUUAGAAGAUACAGUUCAUAAAUAUGAACAGUUAGAUGAAUCAACUGACAGGUAUGAGCAGACAGAGCAGCCUGUUCAGGGAUAUCAAAAGUCAGAGGAAUCAACUCACAAAUAUGAAAUGUCUGAGGAGCCAGUUAAUAGAUAUACACAGUCAGAGGAGAUAGUUCACAGUCAUGAUCAAUCACUAGAGUCAGAUUACAGAUAUAAACAGCAUGAUGAACCAGCCCAUAGUUAUGAACUUGCAAACCAGUAUGAAGGCAUUGAGGACCCAGCAUACAUUCAAACAGGGUCAGAUGCUACAAAUUCAGAGCGUUCACAAUCUGGGCUGAUUGAUUUGGAAUCCCACCAACAACAGUACAAGCCUGUUCAAUUAGAGGAAAUGCAAAAUACAACAAAUAUUCCAACACUAACAUCUGAAGUACUUGUUAAGUCUUCUGAAAAAGAUUUAAGACCUAGUGAAUACUUAGAGCAGCAGCUGAGAGAAAGUUACAUGGAAGAACCAAAAUAUAGUGAUACUUCAACUGAUGAAAUGCAUGCUAGUGAAAAAACAGGGGAGCAAUUCCAUAAAUACCCACUGUCAGAAGAACAGAAACGGCUAGGUAUACAUAAAGAAGAGACACAGCAAUGGCAUGCUAAAUCAGAAGAGGCUCAGCAUGUAGAUGGCUUAUCAGAAAGGUCUCGACAAAAGUUACCAACUAUUACAACCGUCGAAUCAGAUGGAUCCAUGCCAGAAAAGACACAAGAUCAAGAUGGUCAAAUUACUUACCAAAUCCUGAAUGGACAUGCCGAACAUGGUGAAUUACAGACAGUCAACUAUGCGUCAGAAGCAGUGAAAGAGAUAAAUGCUGAAGAACCAGAAGAGACACAGGCAGAAGAACCCCCUGCAGAAAAUUUUGACUUUCUUGAGGGUACUAUUGUUCUAGAUACAUCUUUCAUGAGAGGCAAAGCCUCUCUGGGCAAAAAAAGAGGCCACAGGACCCCUGCUGGAACCUGUGCUUCUGAAGAGGAUCCUGAAUACUGGAUGUUUAGAGACUCUACAGAGCCAAAGAGCUUCCAGAAAGAAACUCAGAUGAAGAGAUAAAGCUGAGAAAUCUCCUGGUGGAACUCCUGAUGAAACUCCAGAAAAUUCCCCAUCGCCAGUUAAAUCUCCCAACAAGAAAGGAAUUUUUGGUGGAAUCAUCUCACCGUCGCUUCUGAAGGGUCGGUUAAAAACUCGCAUCAAAACUACUGAGGAUGAAACGGUUAGACGAGAGGCAGAAGAGUCAAAAUCACCUGGAAAAGAAAAAAACAGAGUCUUCAAGUCAUUCUAUGAACUGGUUACAUGCAUUAAAGAAAAAGAGAAAAACAACCAAAGAAUCAACCAAAGAAGAAAAGAAAAAACAACCAAAGUGAAUACUACUUAAAAUCAAUGGAUUUUGAUCCCUUUUGAAUAAUAUACAGUAUAUUCAAAACAGAAAGAUCAUACAUGUUGUAACACAUAAUAUUCUAACUAUUAGAGCUGCACAAUUCUGGAUAAAAUGAGAAUCACAAUUUUUUUGCUUAGAAUAAACUCUGCGUAACAUCA
Rana temporaria (common frog) is the source of this 4562-nucleotide messenger RNA. It is a transcript of the gene CNOT12, whose product is annotated as tankyrase 1 binding protein 1. Gene Ontology annotation, cellular component: heterochromatin; nucleus. The record is from RefSeq and is a predicted model, not a curated record. Gene Ontology annotation, biological process: cellular response to ionizing radiation; double-strand break repair. NCBI's taxonomy places the organism in Eukaryota, Metazoa, Chordata, Amphibia, Anura, Ranidae. The transcript is spliced from 11 exons. The coding region runs from base 705 to 4079 and encodes 1124 amino acids.